AUGCGAGUGAACAUCAUCAUUUUCUCCUUCGUGGUGUUCCUGGUGAAGGGGCACGUAGCAAAGUCUGACGACAAGAAGAGCUUUUCCAAGCUGUUCGACGCCAACCUGGUGAACAAUUACGAAAAGCUGUUUAAAGUGAUAAAAUGCCAGUACUGUUUGACUCAGAAAAAAGGGGCACAAAAUGAAAAAUGCAAGCAGAUAAUGAAGGAUUGCAAAAAGUUGCUGAAGGAUGGAGAGUACAUCAGCACGUUGAAAGAUUUAAUGAAUGACUUGAAGGUGGGAAAAAACGAGCAUGUGUAUGGACCGAACACAAAUGAGUUGAAGAAAAUUAUAAACUUCUUAGAGUUACACAAGCAAGAAAUUGACAUGUUAAAGGAUAUGAUUGACACUAUUAAGGAUAACAAAGCCAUUUUGUUAAUCAAUGGAGGAAACAACCCAGUGGUUCACAAAUUAAAUAAAAAAAUGAAAUCUCUAAAGAAGAGCGUGGAGUACAUACAGAAGAGCCAAGACGUGAUAACUGAGCAGCUAAGUAAGCAUGAAGAUGGGGUAAACCACGUGCUGUCCGAAACGUUUCACUUAAAAGGAUCAACAAAUAAAGAUGGCAACGAACUCAUCCAAUUAGGAAACGUCACAGAAAAUGAUGAAGAGCACAAUUACGAAUUAGGGGGGUUAGGGGUAGACGAAUUUGUGAAGAACGGUAUAAAGGAUUUGUUUAAAGAUGGUGAAGGAUUUAUGGACGUUGUGAAAACCACCCUAAUUCAAGAAGGAGGAGGAAUCGGUGGAGAGCUAGUUAGCCUCAUAGAAAAGGGAAAAGAAAUUGGAGAGAAAAUUGUAGACAUUGAAGGAAUGAUAACGAAUAAGCAUAGCACUGGCAACACAGAUGGAACGACCAUCGAAAAAUUGGACCACUUCAAAACGGAGUUGUCUUCCUAUGAAUUUCUACUCAUCAGUCUUAAAGGAAUCGUCUUGAGUAAGCUGAAGGAUAUCUUGCUACGAGUUUUAUAUAAAACCUACAUAAACUAUAGAACCAAAAAGGCAAAGGAAUUUGGAGAGCCUGCUCCAACUGUGGUGUCAGAGGAGCAUUACCUUAGUGAACUCAAAAAGGGAGUCCUAGAAUUAGGAAUGAAGAUCCUUUUCAACAAGUUACGAAAUCUGCUGACCAUCGUGAAGAAGAAGAUGUUCCCGAAGAAGUUCGGAGGCAAAAAGGGCAAGACGGAGAAGGAGGACACACAGGCAGAUCCUAAUGCGGCCACCCCUGAAACUGCUGAGCUGAGCUCCCAGAUGCUCAGGGGUUCGGUGCCCGCGGAGGACGUCAGCCUCAUGGCCAGCAUAGACAGCAUGAUUGACGAAAUUGACUUUUACGAGAAGGAGAUCUACUACAACCCCCACACGGGCGCGGUGGCGCAGGUGCACGGUAUGGACGAUGAGGCGGAAGAAGCGGUAGACGAAACGGUAGACGAAACGGUGGACGAAACGGUGGACGAAACGGUGGACGAAACGGUGGACGAUGUUACGGAAGAAGCGGUAGACGGCGUGACAGACGACGCAUCCGAUGAGGACGAAGCGACCGAGCAGGUGGCUGAGGAAGUCGUGGAUGAACUCACCGAAGAGAUGGUCGAGCAGAUCGCGCACGAAGCCGUGGAGAAGAUCACCCACAACGCAGCCGAGCAGGUGGCUCACGAAGCGGUGGUAGAAAUGACGCACGAGGUGGUGGAAGAAAUGGCGCAAGACAUGGCCAACAUGGAGGCAGUCGUGGAGGAAGUCGCUGCAGAGGUCGCCCAGAUGGAGGAAAUCGUGCAGAAGGUCGUGGACGAGGCUGCCUACGUCGUGGAGGAGGUGGCCCACGCAGUUGAGGAGGUUGCCGACGCGGUCGACGAAGCUGUGCAGGUGGAGGACGCCCCGGAAAACGUCUUCGAGGGGGUCCCAGAGAACGUCGAAGCAGUCACUGAAACUGAAGAAGUCGUCGAGGCGGCCCCAGAAAAUGCUGAGGUGGCCACCGAAGAAGUUGUGGAAGCGACCCCAGAAAAUGCCGAAGCAGUCCCAGAGAACGUCGAAGCAGUCACUGAAACUGAAGAAGUCGUCGAGGUGGUCCCAGAGAACACCGAAGUAGCCACUGAAGAAGUCGUUGAGGCAGUCCCAGAGGACGCCGAAGCAGCCCCAGAGCAUACCGAGGUAACCACUGAAGAGGUUGUGGAAACGGCCCCAGAGAAUACCGAGACAGUCCCUGAAGUUGUGGAAGCGGUCCCAGAGCAUACAGAAGUAGCAACUGAAGUCGUCGAGGUGGUCCCAGAGAACGCCGAAGUAGCCACUGAAGUCGUAGAGGCGGUCCCAGAAAAUGCCGAGGCAGCCCCAGAGAAUGCCGAUCCCGUCCAUGAGAAUGCCGAGGCAGCCCCAGAGAAUGCCGAGCCCGUCCAUGAGAAUGCCGAGGCAGCCCCAGAGAAUGCCGAGCCCGUCCAUGAGAAUGCCGAGCCCGUCCCAGAGAACACCGUCGAGGAAGCUGCGCAUGUCGCUGAACAAGUCGCAGACAAUGCCGAAGUGGCCACGGUAAAUGUGGUCGAAGCGGUCCCAGAAAGUGUUGAGGCGGUCCCAGAAAGUGCUGAGGCUGUCACUGAAGCUGUCGAGGCAGUCCCAGAGAAUACCGAGGCUGUCACUGAAGCUGUCGAAGCCGCCCCAGAAAACGCCGACGUAGCCCCCAACACGGCAGACGAAACCGCGAAUACCGUCGACGCCCCCACGGAUGUCACAGCAUAGAAAAGGGAGAAGUUGAGCCGAAAAGCAGAGGAAGCAGAGGGAGCAGAGGAAGCGCAAGGGACGCAAGGGACGCUGCCCAUGUGCCGCAAUAUUUCCAAUGAACAUUGACGUUGUGGGGGAAACUGUUUCUCCGCCUUUCCAUCCGCCCCGUUCCCACUUUGUGAUGUUUGCUCCCUCGAGGGUGGGGCUAGACAGAAAAUGGGGGGAUUUCCUAAGCAUAUGAAGAAGGAUCAUCCCCACUCCCCCUUUUUUUUUUUUUUUUCUAAUCCUCUUCGUGGAGGGAGUAACACUUAGCAAAGGGGUAGCAGAAGAACUGAACCGUCUGGAAAGCCAACUUGAGCGUCACACACACAUCACUUUGACUCCCCUCUUGCAUCGCCACUUUGGCUUUACUUCCCAGUGGCAUACCUAAGGAGCUCCUUCAAGUGCCAUCCAGAGUGAUAGAAGAGUUUGCCUUCCUUUGCCGUGUGUGUUUUUUUUUUUUUUCGUUCCGCAUUUGUUGGGUACGUCAUUACUACACAGAAACGUGAGCACAUAUCAGAUGAUUAAA
Plasmodium vivax (malaria parasite P. vivax) is the source of this 3301-nucleotide messenger RNA. RefSeq names its product merozoite surface protein-9 precursor. The transcript has a single exon. The record is from RefSeq and is a predicted model, not a curated record. Bases 1 to 2751 code for a protein of 916 amino acids. Gene Ontology annotation, biological process: signal transduction. NCBI's taxonomy places the organism in Eukaryota, Apicomplexa, Aconoidasida, Haemosporida, Plasmodiidae. Gene Ontology annotation, cellular component: membrane.